AACAAGCUUGCCCAACCUUGCCAUGAACCUGAGGCUUAGCUCCCUGCAGCGAGGUCCUCCUCGCCUCCAAGAUGCUCGAAUAGGUUAGCCUGUCAAGGGAGGCGUAUCGGUUGCCUGCAUGCUUGGCCCCACUUUGCCUACUAUAUUGUGGGGGCUAUGCAGUCAACCAAUCGUUCAUCUUCCUGUGCCGCCCGCACACGAUGAGGCGUACUCGCUGCUCCUGCUGCUGUCGUCAAUCGGUGAGCAGAUAAGGCACUCUGGGGUACUUCAGCAAGUAAUAGAAAAAACAACCUGCCAAUGGGCAAUACAUCCCUUGACCAUGUCUUGCGGGUUUUCAUUGCGAAAAAUCUUUCAGAGUAGAAACAAAGAGGUUGUGUAUUUGUGUACGCAGAACCUCAGAGCGCGCUAUUACAAGCGUGAGAGGCUCGAACAGGUGCUUGACAGCUUGCCUGGGUUCAGAGGGAACUACAAACUUACGAUGAGAGAAGACGAGUGGAUUCUGGAGGGCCCCCGAGAGGUGACAGAUGUUGAACUUGAGUAUGCAUCUCCAUUGCCACAACGACACCCGGGUAAAAAGGCUAACUGAUGUCAGUCGUGCACUCGAAUGAUUGGAUCGCAUUGAGAAGGCAGACAAUGUGCUCGUGAAACCGGGGUGGCUGCGCACGAAUGCGCCUGACACACCAUGGGGCGCACAACUGUA
Messenger RNA from Macroventuria anomochaeta, 700 nucleotides. RefSeq lists its product as uncharacterized. The coding region runs from base 119 to 586 and encodes 155 amino acids. The record is from RefSeq and is a predicted model, not a curated record. Lineage: Eukaryota; Fungi; Ascomycota; Dothideomycetes; Pleosporales; Didymellaceae. The transcript is spliced from 4 exons.